AUGAUUGAUGCUGUAUUUGGUACUGCUUUGAUGGAUAUUUAUGCGAAAUGCGGGCGGCUUGAUAUGGCGUGGGAUGUUUUUGAGAAGAUAAAGAAAGACGUUUUCACUUGGAAUGCUAUUAAUUGUGGGCUAGCUAUGUAUGGUAGAGCAGAGGAUGCAAUUAAGCUUUUCUUUAAGAUGCAAAGACAGAAGUUUAGGCCUAACGGGAUCACUCUUGAAUGGGAGAUUUUCAAUUCUAUGAAGGAAGUGUAUGGUAUUGAGCUUGAGAUGGAGCAUUAUGGAUGUGUAGUUGAUCUCCUAGGAAGAGCAGGGCUCUUGGGAGAGGCAGAGGAGCUUAUAUAUUCGAUGCCGAUAGAACCAAGUGCUGCUGCUUGGGGAGCACUUUUAGGUGCUUGUAGGAGACAAGGAGAUGUUGAAUUAGAUGGAUCGCAUCCGCAAAUGAAGAAAAUCUGCCUGACAAUGAAAAAUAUGCUCAAGAGGCUAGAGAUAGAAUAUUAUUCACCAAAUACAUCUCAGGUUAUAUUCGAUAUUGAAGAGGAAGAGAAGGAAGCUGAACUGCAGAACCAUAGUGAAAAAUUUGCAAUUGCUUUCGGAUUCAUUUACACAGCCAGUAACAGCAAUCCGAGCUGUGAAGAAUUUAAGGAUGAGCGAGGGCUUCCAUUCUGCCUUCAAGCUACUCUCUUGAGUCUAUAG
Populus trichocarpa (black cottonwood) is the source of this 693-nucleotide messenger RNA. Its product is annotated as pentatricopeptide repeat-containing protein At4g14820. Bases 1 to 693 code for a protein of 230 amino acids. Gene Ontology annotation, molecular function: zinc ion binding; protein binding; RNA binding. The transcript has 3 exons. Lineage: Eukaryota; Viridiplantae; Streptophyta; Magnoliopsida; Malpighiales; Salicaceae. The record is from RefSeq and is a predicted model, not a curated record. Gene Ontology annotation, biological process: RNA modification.